Molecule: messenger RNA, 903 nt
Organism: Echinococcus granulosus
Lineage: Eukaryota; Metazoa; Platyhelminthes; Cestoda; Cyclophyllidea; Taeniidae
Product: Transformer-2 protein beta
Exons: 5
Coding region: 1-903 (300 amino acids)
Molecular function (GO): RNA binding
Source: RefSeq, a predicted model, not a curated record
AUGGGCAAGGUUUAUAAUCACCUCCAAUUUGUUCAUUCGUACUCGCUUCCGCCUUUUGUCGUUGCUGCUAUAGAGAUGCGCGACUCGGCUUCGCCGUCGAAUAGCUACAAGAGGGAUGAGUCUGUUCACUCAAGGGGUAGAAGUCGUUCAAGAUCAAGAUCCAGGUCACCAACUCCAAAAAGCUAUCGUCGGCGGAGAAGUAGGAGCAGUAGCCGCGAUUACAGGUCCCGUCGAGCGAGUGGUUACUCGAGUAGUUAUGGUUAUCGACGUGGACAGCCAAGGGACAACCCGGUCCCCUCUCGAUGCAUCGGUGUUUUUGGUUUGUCGUUGAGCACCACAGAAAGGGAUCUCUAUGACCUCUUUUCUCGCUAUGGAGAAGUGGAGGAUGUAACCAUCGUAUAUGACAACUUCACAGGCCACUCGAGAGGAUUCGGUUUCGUGUACAUGCGCCAUCUUUCUGAUGCAAAGGAGGCGAAACACGACGCCCAUGGCACCGAGCUUGACGGGCGCCCCAUUCGGGUAGAUUAUAGCGUUACUGAAAGACCCCAUUCUCCGACACCCGACGCUGCGGUGCUCGUCGGCGCACACCUUCACCAAGGCGUCGGUACUCACGUUCACGCUCUCGAAGCUAUGAUUAAGAAAACUUUUGCAUUUACUGUUUUACACCUACCACACUCAACUGAAUUUGUGCCGUAUAGGCGAGUUCUGCACAUCGCUAUACAGGUAACCACCAACACAGUGCUCCCACUCUGCCGUUAUGAAAAUCCGAAAAAUAAAUCCUUUGUUUUUGUACAACGCGAUAAUAUGAAUAGGAACGAGAAGAUCAGUAUAAUUUACGUAGAGGUGAAUGUGGAUGAAAUUAGCGAAUCGAACAUUCAUGAGAAUAAUUUGGCUACCGAAUAA